AUGGAAAGUGCAGGAGGGGAAGCUCGGCCGGUGCUGCUGCCGCCGGUGCAAGAGCUCGCCGGCCAGCUGGGCGCCGCGGACGACGUGCCGGCUCGUUACGUCGCGCGCGCAGGCAACGACGACCUCAAGGCGACGGUAACCGCGCCUGUCCCCGUCAUCGACCUCGCCCGCCUGUGCCAGCCGGUCGCCGACGACGAGGCCUCAAAGCUCCGGCUGGCGCUCGAGUCCUGGGGUCUCUUCCUGGUCACCAACCACGGCAUGGAGGCCUCUCUGAUGAACGCCAUGAUGGACGCGUCGAGGGAGUUUUUCAGGCAGCCGCUCCAGGAGAAGCAGAAGCACAGCAACACGAUCGACGGCAAGCGCUUCCAGCUCGAAGGGUACGGGAACGACUGGGUGCCGUCGGAGGACCAGGUCCUGGACUGGACCGACCGCCUUUACCUCAACGUGGAGCCUGAAGAGGACAGGAAACUUGACCUAUGGCCCACAUGUCUCAGGGAUGUUCUGCACGAUUUCACCACAAAAUGCACGAGAGUGAAGGACUGCCUGCUUCCAGAAAUGGCGAAGCUGCUGGAGCUUGACGACGACUAUUUCAUUGACCAGUUCGGCGGCAAGGCUGACGCCUAUGCCAGGUUCAGGUACUAUCCUCCAUGCACGAGGCCGGAUCUCGUCUUCGGUCUGAAGCCUCACUCUGACGGCACAUUCGUCACGCUUCUCAUGGUAGACAACAGCGUUGGUGGACUUCAGGUUCUCGAAGAUGGAGUCUGGUAUGACGUGCCGACCAGACCUCACACCCUGCUCAUCAAUCUAGGAGACCAAAUAGAGAUAAUGAGUAAUGGGAUCUUCAAGAGCCCAGUGCAUCGGGUUGUAACAAAUGCUGAAAAAGAGAGGUUAUCAGUGGCUCUGUUUUAUUCUAUAGAUCCUGAAAGAGAAAUCCGGCCCGCGGAUAAAUUGAUAGAUGAGAACCAUCCAGCACUAUACAAGAAGGUGAAAAUCAAAGAAUAUAUUGCUGGCCUCUAUGAACACGUCGCUCGAGGGGAAAUGGUUAUCGAGACUGCAAAGAUAUAG
Miscanthus lutarioriparius is the source of this 1065-nucleotide messenger RNA. The record is from the annotation of a GenBank genome assembly. NCBI's taxonomy places the organism in Eukaryota, Viridiplantae, Streptophyta, Magnoliopsida, Poales, Poaceae.